AUGGCGCUGGAAAACUGCCGCGGACUGACCCUUUUCAAAUUAACACUGCAGUCGUCGGCGCUCUGGAAUUCGCCCCAAACCCCCCCUCAUACCUCUCGCGCUAUGCAUCGUUCCUUUUCUCCUUCCUCGGACGGGGCCUGCCCGAAAAUUCUUCCAGUGUACGUGUUCAUCGGCUCCAUACUCAUUGAGGGACAUACCCUGCGCAUCAUUGCAGGCACCGCCGUCGGCUUCGCGGGUCUCGGAUACGCUGUCUUGGAAUUUGUGCCGUCGAUAGAAGCACCAUCCACCAUGCGCGAGGCGGAUGCCACAUGGGGAGCUGAGCAGGUUUAG
Paracoccidioides brasiliensis Pb18 is the source of this 330-nucleotide messenger RNA. RefSeq lists its product as uncharacterized. The record is from RefSeq and is a predicted model, not a curated record. The transcript is spliced from 2 exons. The coding region runs from base 1 to 330 and encodes 109 amino acids.